Molecule: messenger RNA, 2370 nt
Organism: Gekko japonicus
Lineage: Eukaryota; Metazoa; Chordata; Lepidosauria; Squamata; Gekkonidae
Gene: CFAP58
Product: cilia and flagella associated protein 58
Exons: 14
Cellular component (GO): cytoskeleton
Source: RefSeq, a predicted model, not a curated record
AUGACUAUUUUCAUGAAAGACGCUUCCUUGGAGCUAUUAUGCCUGUAUCUUGGUAUAUGUCAUUAUCUUUAUCAAUAUGUCUUUGGUGACUGUCUGAUAAAUUCUUCUGCUCCUUUCAUCCAGGAAAGGUAUGACAAGCCUACAAUAGAAGAAAAUGCCUUUGAAGCCUUGGAAAAAGACUUCCAAGAAGUCAUCAAUGAGCUUACAGGAGAUCAAAGCUUGGAAAAAUUUCGUGUGGAAUAUGAGAAGCUCCAUGCAGUUAUGAAAAAAUCCUAUGAGAAUGAAAAGCGCCUCAUGGCGAAAUGCAGAGAACUUAACGCAGAGAUUGUGGUCAAUUCAGCUAAAGUGGCUACUGCCCUGAAGCUCUCUCAGGAUGAUCAGACAACAAUAGCAUCAUUGAAAAGGGAAAUUGAAAAGGCCUGGAAAAUGGUGGAUGCAGCCUAUGAGAAGGAGCAGAAAGCAAAAGACACCAUUCUGUCCCUUAAAGAGGAAAUUGUGAACUUGACUAAAUUAGUGGAACAAGGAUCCGGAUUAUCGCUAGGCCAAGAACACAACAUGCGGGAACUGCUAAGAUUUAAGGAGGAAGUAACCAAGGAGCGAGACCAGCUUUUGUCAGAGGUUGUAAAGUUACGAGAAAAUGUAACAAAUAUGACAGACCAACAGACAGAGGCAGAAAGGACAAAAAUUGAGGCAGACUCCACCAUUACACAGCUCAGUCAGGAAAUCCAGUUGCGUCAGAAUGAGGCUUCCCGUGAGUCCCGGAAGAAAGAAAAAAUGGAGAGGGAACUGAAACAGCUUCACCUUGAUUUGGACAAUAAAAUGGCUGAAUUGAAAACAAUGCAGCAGGGGAUGCAUAAAAACAAGGAGGAACUCAUGAAGCUUGAACAGCAACUCAAAGAGCAGAAGAUCCUGAAUGAAAGAGCCACAAAAGAACUGGAACAGUUUACAGUGAGAAAUGCUAAACUGCAGCAAGACAAUGAACAGCACAGCUUGGCCAUUGAACAACUCAUGCAGGAGAACCAGCAGAAAACCACAGAGCUGAGAGCAAGAGAAGAUGAGGUGUCUCAGAUGCGCCAAGAAAUUUCAAAGCUUUCCAAAACAAGAGAGCUUAUGCAGCGAAAACUACGUGUUGUGGAGGAACAUAAAACGCAGGCGGAAUGUGAAAGAGACACCCUUAAAAAUCAGAUCAAUGGGCUGGAGAAAGAGUUGGAAGCAGCAAAAAGGCAAGGAGAAAUUGAUAAAAAAGCUAUAGAUGAACUUGUGAGAGAAAGGGAUAUCUUGAACAAGAACUUGCUGAAAGCUGCCAGUGUCACUCAGAAGCAGAUGAACCUUGUGAAACUCCAUGAACAAUCGAAGAAGAAUCUGGAAGAGGAAAUUCAAAAUUUUAAGGAUGAGGCUCAGAAACAGAGAAAGAUUAUCUUUCAGCUGGAAAAGGAGAGAGACCGCUAUAUCAAUGAAGCUAGUGAGCUCACACAAAAGGUCCUUCAUCAUAUGGAAGAUAUCAAAGUGCGGGAAAUGCAGAUCUUUGACUACAAGAAGCAGAUAGCAGAGUCUGAGACAAAAUUAAAACAGCAGCAGAAUCUCUAUGAAGCUGUGAGAUCAGAUAGAAACCUCUACAGCAAAAAUCUAAUUGAAGCACAGGAUGAGAUCACUGAAAUGCGAAAGAAGCUGAAGAUUAUGACACAUCAGGUGGAUCAGCUGAAAGAAGAGAUCACUGCUAAGGAGGCAGCCCUCGUGAAAGUGCAUUUGGAUCACCAGAGGAUAGAAAAAGAGAAAGAGGCAUUAAAGAGUGAACUACUUAAAAUGAGACAACAAGCUCUGGAGACUAAACAUUUUAUUGAAAAACAAGAAGAGGAAGAAAGAAAACUCUUGAAAAUUAUUUCUGAGGCUGAUGCAGAGAGGAUGAGACAGAAGAAAGAGUUAGACCAGGUUAUUAGUGAGAGAGACAUCCUGGGGAGCCAGUUGGUUCGCCGCAAUGAUGAAUUGGCUCUUCUGUAUGAGAAGAUUAAAAUCCAGCAGUCAAUUCUGAAUAAGGGGGAAAUGCAAUAUCGGCAAAGAGUAGAAGACAUCCGGCUGCUUAAGCUGGAGAUCAAGAAACUUCGACGGGAGAAAGGAAUACUUGGCAAAAGUGUGGCUAACGUGGAAGAACUCAGACAGGAGGUUUAUCACAUGCAGAAAGAGUUGUUGAAGGAAAGGACCCGCUGUAGAGCCCUGGAGGAAGAGCUGGAGAAUCCCAUGAAUGUUCAUAGAUGGAGAAAACUGGAGGCUAGUGACCCAAGUACCUAUGAGCUGAUACAGAAGAUACAUGCACUGCAGAAACGGCUUAUCAGCAAGACAGAAGAAGUGGUUGAAAAAGAGUUGCUUCUCCAG